AUGGCCACAAAUAAGCCCAAGGGUCAGAAUUCUUUGGCCUUACACAAAGUCAUCAUGGUGGGCAGUGGUGGUGUUGGCAAGUCCGCUCUGACUCUGCAGUUCAUGUAUGAUGAGUUUGUGGAGGACUAUGAGCCUACCAAAGCAGACAGCUAUCGGAAAAAGGUAGUGCUGGAUGGGGAGGAAGUGCAGAUCGAUAUAUUGGAUACAGCUGGGCAGGAGGACUACGCUGCCAUUAGAGACAACUACUUCCGGAGCGGGGAAGGUUUCCUCUGUGUGUUCUCUAUUACAGAAAUGGAGUCCUUUGCAGCCACAGCUGAUUUCAGGGAGCAGAUUUUAAGAGUAAAAGAAGAUGAGAAUGUUCCAUUUCUGCUGGUUGGUAAUAAAUCAGAUUUAGAAGAUAAAAGGCAGGUUUCUGUAGAAGAGGCGAAAACCAGAGCUGAUCAGUGGAAUGUUAACUAUGUGGAAACAUCUGCUAAGACACGAGCUAAUGUUGACAAGGUAUUUUUUGAUUUAAUGAGGGAAAUUCGAGCCAGGAAGAUGGAAGACAGCAAAGAAAAGAAUGGAAAAAAGAAAAGGAAAAGUUUAGCCAAGAGAAUCAGAGAAAGAUGCUGCAUUUUAUAA
Pipistrellus nathusii (Nathusius's pipistrelle) is the source of this 621-nucleotide messenger RNA. Lineage: Eukaryota; Metazoa; Chordata; Mammalia; Chiroptera; Vespertilionidae. The record is from the annotation of a GenBank genome assembly.